AUGCAACGCCUGCUCCGUGUGGCGACCGUCCUCGCCAUCUUCCUCGCAUCCGCCGCCACAUGCAAGAGCAGCAGCAGCAGCAGCGACUUGCUCCUCGAAGGCGUCCGGCUCCACAUGGACGUGGGCGCCUUGGAUGAGGCCAAAGCCAUCUACGCCCGCGUCGUCGCCGAGAAUCCGAUGGCCGCCGAUGCGUGGCAGCUGCUUGGCGCCGUAGCUGUGCAAGAAGGCGACUUGCCCUCGGGCGAGAUCCACUUUGCGCACGCACUGGCGCUCGAGACAGACCCAAAGAAGACGGCGAUGCUGCACUGCAACCUCGCAGAGACCCGGCGCUUGCAAAAAAAACACGACGCCGAGACCUUGGACCAUGCAAGGACGGGCAGUGGCGUCGCGCCGACAGAGUUUUGUCGCGUCGUGCUCGCCAAGGUGCUUUUGGACCGCAGUGAACCGCGCCUUGCGAUACCGCACCUGCAGGCCGUCGUCGCCGCCCGGGAUACGCACGUAGAGGCGUGGUAUCUGCUCGGUCGCGCAUGGUUGAGCCUCGCGGUCUUGGACGAAGCCGCGAGCGCGUUUCAUCGCCUACUUGCUGCGCCUGGUCCACUCGCUGUGGAGGGCUAUGUGGGGCUUGGUCAAGUCUAUCAAACUUUGGGGGUGCUCCACGAAGCGAUCUCGUACUACCAGCGCGCGCUGGAGCUCCACCCGACCCACUUUGAGGGCCGCAUGGGCUUGGCGACUGCGCGGCAUCAACACGGACGUCUCGACGACGCGAUGCACGUCUACGCGAGCUUACUCGAGCAGUCGCCAGCGCACGUCGGGGUGCUGAAUAACCUCGGCGUGGCGCUUCUGUACCGAGGCGACGGAGACGCGGCAGCAGCGUACUUUCAUCGGGCGCUCGCAAUCGAGCCUGGCCAGCUGCAGAGCCUCGGGAACCUCUACAUCUACUACGCCGACCUCGGCGACGUGGCUGCAGCACGCGCGAUGGCCGAGACAGCGUACAAGCAGAGCCGCAACGACAUUUUUAGACUGCAAGCGGCGCUGGUGCUACCGCCUGUGUACGCGACGCACGACCAGCUGCUCGCGACACGCGCGGCGCUGCAUGCCUCUUUGGACGCCUUCGUGGCCGACAACAUGGCGCUUUCGGAUUUUUACAAUACGGAGCUGCGCCCGCCCUUUUACUUGGUGUACCACGGCAAGAACGACCGCCCUCUACUCGAAAAGCUCGCAACGCUCUAUCGACGCGCCGUACCGCAGCUCUCGUGGCGAGCGCCGCAUGUCGCUACCCCGCGGCCACAAAGCUGCAUUCGCGUCGGCUUCAUGUCCAAGAGCUUCGUUACCAACCACGCGCAUGGCCUCCUCCUGCGUGGCGUGCUCGCUGGCUUGGACCGCGCCGUCUACUGCGUCUACCUACUGGUGGUACCGUCGGUCGCCGAGGCGCCAGACCCGUCGCUUGUCGCGGCCGUCGACCAUGUGGUGCCGCUGAGCCUGCACCUCCUCGAUGUCCAGCGCGAAGUGGCGGCGCUAACCCUGGAUGUGCUCGUGUUUGCCGACAUCAUGAGCGACCCGGUCAACUACUUUACGGCCUUCGGGCGGUUGGCGCGCGUCCAAGCUCUCUUUUGGGGCAACCCGACAACGUCUGGUAAUGCGGCGAUCGACUACUUCGUCUCGAGCGAGCUCCUCGACGCCGCCAUGGACCCGGAAGAGACCGAAGACGGCGACCACUACACGGAGCAAGUCGUCUUGCUGCCGGGGUUGGGCAUUUGGUACGACCCGCCGCCGCUGCCAACGACGCCUGGUCGUCGGAGCGACUACAACCUCGACGAUCACUGGACGAUCUAUGUCUGUGCGCAGAGUGUCUUCAAGAUGCAGCCAGAGUUCGAUGUGGUCUUGGCCGCAAUCUUGGCGCGUGACCUCAAUGGCCACAUCGUGCUCGUGCAGGGCCGCCGCGCGACGUGGACCGCGCAGCUGGUCGCCCGGUUGCGAGCAACCCUACCCCGCGCCUCGUUCGAGCGCCUGCACCUCGUCCCGCGCGUGGCCGGGCACGAGGCGUACAUGCGCCUCUUGUCAAUCGCGACCGUGGUGCUGCAUCCCUUUCCGUUUGGCGGCUCCAAAACGUCCGCCGAGGCCCUCGCGCUCGGGCUGCCGUUGGUCGUGCGCGACGCGACGCACUUGCGCGCCCGCAUGGCGCCCGCUACGGACGCGUACAUUGCGCUGGCGCUGCGGCUCGGCACCAACGCCACGUACCACGCCGAGGUUGCCGGCGCGAUCACGGCACGGACACCGCUGCUGUGGCGUGACAAGCAGGUCGUCGUCGAGUGGGACCGGUUCCUGUUCAACGCCGUACGGCUCUCGGCGCUCGACGAGACGUAG
This is a messenger RNA of Saprolegnia parasitica CBS 223.65, 2364 nucleotides long. RefSeq lists its product as hypothetical. Gene Ontology annotation, molecular function: protein binding; glycosyltransferase activity. Gene Ontology annotation, biological process: protein O-linked glycosylation. Bases 1 to 2364 code for a protein of 787 amino acids. The record is from RefSeq and is a predicted model, not a curated record. Lineage: Eukaryota; Oomycota; Saprolegniomycetes; Saprolegniales; Saprolegniaceae. The transcript has 14 exons.